AUGACUUUGAGUUCUCAAGAGGUAAUAAUUAGAUGGUUAACACACGACACACAUAAUAAAAGCAUUCGAAAUGAUUCUACAGAAGAUAACCGAUUACAGGGUAUCAUUAUAAGACUUGGGGUCAUUGUGACAUCACGAAAAUGUGUGUUUUACCAAUGUGAAUUGAUUUAUGAAAAGAAAUAUGAAAUUUUGGAAAAGGAUUAA
Debaryomyces tyrocola is the source of this 204-nucleotide messenger RNA. Lineage: Eukaryota; Fungi; Ascomycota; Pichiomycetes; Serinales; Debaryomycetaceae. The record is from the annotation of a GenBank genome assembly.